AUGGCAAAUUUAUCAUUUUCUGGAAGGAUAAAUGGGUUCCUCAGUCCCAUGAUUUUCAAGUUCUUAAUCCUCAGCCACAGGACUGCCACGUUCAAAGGGUCAGCAAGGCCUGUGUGGUUUGGGUGUGAUCUCGGCUACUUAUUGAGGUUCAUUUCUUCCUCUCCUGCAACACAGUGGACUCAGGCAGUUCUCAAAAGUUGUCCUAAUGAUCGGCAUCGCAGAGAGCGUUUGGGCGAGGCUGCCACGAUUGGAUGGUGUCUGUGGAAGGCUCAUAAUGAGUGGGUUUUCAAUCAAUUUGAAGUGAACCCAAUGCAGGUUAUCAGACAGGCUUCUUUUCUCAGAAGGGAGGGCUGCUCGGUGGUCGCUUUGGCAGAUUCUUCUCCUGUAUCUGUUAAUUCAGCGGUCCAAAUUUGCAAUAGAUGGACUCCUCCUCCUCACGGUAUGUUUAAAGUGAAUUGUGACACUAGCUUUGCCUCCAAAGGCAAGAAGACUUCCUUGGCAGUGAUUUUGCAAGAUUGGAAAGGUCACCUUAUUGAUGGUGUUGUCUCCAUAGUUCACACAUCUUCAGUUACUCAAGGCGAAGCUCGCGCUAUCUGGUUAGCGUGUAUGUUUCUCCAGGCUCUUGGACUCUCAAAUUUCCAGGUGGAAAGUGAUUGCAAAUCAGUAAUUGACUUAUGUGUUUCUGAACUGGUUCCUCCAUGGGAGUGCCUUGCAUACUUAUCUGACAUUCGGUCCACGGGCCAAGCUUCCUCAUUUUCCUUCUCCUGGGUGCCUAGAGCUGCUAAUUCUGUGGCCCAUUGGCUUGCCUCCUCAAGGAUACAGGAUGCUCUCCCUUUAGAUUGGAUUAGGAAUCCUCCUAUGUAUUUAAGGAACUUGCUAGUUUCUGAUUCUCUUGUUGCUUGA
Molecule: messenger RNA, 903 nt
Organism: Camellia sinensis
Lineage: Eukaryota; Viridiplantae; Streptophyta; Magnoliopsida; Ericales; Theaceae
Source: RefSeq, a predicted model, not a curated record